UGUUUAGGGCAAGGACUCUUCCUUCAUUCACAAAUGUCACCAAGCGCACAAAAACAAUCCCCACUACGGCAUCCCCAAAAUUUCCAGUAAUUCUGAAUUCCUGAUCGUCCAUUUUGCUGGAACUAUCCCGUAUGCAGUUGAUGGACUGGUAGAGAAGAACCGAGAUCGAAUGCGCCCGGAGGCACUGGCCAUGAUGUGCAACAGUGGCGUCGAAGGCAUCUCCUUUAUGUUCCAGCGCAUGUCGCAGGUCAAGAGGAGUAACCAACCAGGUGCCAAGGGACGCUCACCAACCCUCCUCGACAGCUUCCAUUCUUCUUUGACAUCUCUCAUGGAGACAAUGAAGACGAGACGUCCGUGGUUUGUGCGUUGCAUCAAACCAAACCCCGAAAAGAAGGCGCUUACCUUCGAGGACACAAUGGUCAUGGAGCAGCUUCGCUACAUUGGCGUCUUGGAGACAGUAAAGAUUCGAAGUUCCGGCUUCCCAGUUCGCCUCCCCUAUACUGUGUUUGCCAACAAAAUUUUUAUUGACAUGGAGCCCGUUUGUGUAAAGUUGAAAGAUGAACUUUUAGGCAUCAUUUUUGUGUUCCGUCACCUAUUGCAUUUUCCAUCUAAGCGGAUGCUCCAGACGAUGAAUGAAGAUCUGCUAUGGAAGGAAAAUGAGGAUGAGGUCGAGUAUACCGAACUGACGGCACCAGAAAUGGACCAGCUGAUGCGUCCUGCAGACCUUGCCUUCAUAAUGGAUAGAAAAGAGAACGAUGGACGAGCCAUAGAACUGUUUAAGGACCCGGAAAUGGAAGUAACCAAAACCUUCAUGGUCCAGCGCAGACUUGCCAGUGACCUGCCAGGUUGUUGGACUACUUACAAGGGUGAUUCCUUCAGCGUGCCGACCAUUCAGCAAGUCAUCGCCAAUAGCGGUUCCAGCACCAGUGCUCAUCUUGACAAGAUAACGCGCCUUGUUUACCAACAUUCACUCUCCUUGCAAGACGAAUUUUUCAUGGGCAGCUACCUCUACCAAAUGACUUUAAACUGGCCUAUCGCCUCAGAAUUGGAUUAUGCGACAGACUCAGAGGAUGAGGAUGCCAUGUUCAGCCAGGCACGUACGGAUCUUGUACGUCAGCGCUCCACGAAGUGGCGAGCUACAGGCCAUUCCGGUCUUCAAAUGAAACGCAGCAAGCACGUCAUCAGUCACAACACACCACAGGACCAGAUGCGACGAAGUCACCGACGUCUGUGGAUGCAUAUUGCCGGUGUACUCACCUGUGGACGGCUUCCGAAAUCUCUGAUGGCCGCGGUCGUGAAACAUAUUCGUCUUAACGCUCCCCGUCGCUCCCUGCGGUUUUGCGAGGACCGCAUCGUGACAGCCCCCACACCUGUUCGCCUUUAUCCACCCUCUCUCCUUGAGUGGCGAGUUAACUACACGGGCACAAACAUGGCCCUCUUCCUCACCUACCCUGACGGUGAGGCCCAAGAAGAAGUUUACUUUGCUAAUGCCAAUUUCGCUCAUUCACUUGUUCUCUGUUCUUCGUCUACCGCCUCUAGCCCGUCGAACACAAUUGAGUUAGCCAGUACUCCAAAAGUUCUGGUUGCAUACUUUACAUAG
This is a messenger RNA of Dibothriocephalus latus, 1600 nucleotides long. The record is from the annotation of a GenBank genome assembly. Lineage: Eukaryota; Metazoa; Platyhelminthes; Cestoda; Diphyllobothriidea; Diphyllobothriidae.